Chenopodium quinoa (quinoa) is the source of this 1383-nucleotide messenger RNA. RefSeq lists its product as uncharacterized. The record is from RefSeq and is a predicted model, not a curated record. Bases 462 to 797 code for a protein of 111 amino acids. NCBI's taxonomy places the organism in Eukaryota, Viridiplantae, Streptophyta, Magnoliopsida, Caryophyllales, Amaranthaceae. The transcript has 3 exons.
UAAUGCUAAUUGUCUCUUUUUUUGAACUCUUAAGAAUAAUUUGCUUAUAUUUAUACUCCUAAAAAUCUUUGUUUAUAUAAUUUCCCUUAUUAAUCCUAACAACAACUGUAGUUAUAAUAUAAGGCUAAAUCGAAAGACCCUCAUGACAUGGCUAGCUAUGGGCCUAGACUAUGACGCUCAUUGUGUGCGUUAACCGUCCUAACUCCAAACCAUUUUAUACGGAGUAUCCAUACCCAAUAAUAAGAAGGAAAAUAAAAAAAAAUAAAAAACCAGACGGAAGAUUGACCAGAUUCCACCCGACCAUUCCAACCUGAGAGAAAUAGAUCGUCAAUCUCCCGGCGGUACGAUUUCCGGCGCCAAAUCUUGCCGUUUUCGCCACCGGAACCCUAAUUUCCAUUCUCUCUCCUCACCCCCUGUAUAACCCCAUCAAAAAAAAAAAAAAAAAAUUCAUUCCAGAAUAGAUGGAAAAGAAGCCAUCUGAAUUCGAAGAUCUAUCAUCAGUACAGGCAGUUUUAGUGGGUGCUUUAGCUCCUGGAGUCAAUGCUCCAACAUGGACUACAUUGAAAAUGGUGUUUGUGAUGCUGGGUGCUAGUCUAAUUUUGAUGCUUGUUCUGGGUUUUACUUCUAGUGAUACUGCUUUGAUUCUUCAUGUUGGGUUCCUUGUUCUUAUCACUCUCACCUUAUUUUUAUUGCUGACAAGUUUUCUCGAACAAACGGGUCUAGUUUCAGUUGAACAUCAAAUGCAAGAAAUGGGCUUGGUGCCUAAGGAUAUCAAAACAAGCCCAAAAACCGAGUAAGAAAGAGAGCAAUUUCAACCAUGUUAUGUGACAGUUAAGAGCAAACAAUUGAGAAGAACAGAUCUUUUCAAACGAUCAGAUUUUUUUUUCCCAUUGUAAUUUCGAUGACAACAUACAGUACUUCAUACAUCUUACAGAAGAAGUGAAAAGGAAGUUGGCCCUACGGCUUCUCAAUACAUGACAGAAAGUUGAAGGUGCUCACUCGUCAUAUUGUCGCUUCUUCAAUUGAUCCCUUCUGGACUUCAUGUAAUAGGAACACGAGCACUAUUGGCAUUGCAGCAUAAACUUCAUCCUCCAUCUACGCUUCUGCUAUAAAGUUUUUAUAGGACAAAUGGACAACACUAUAAUUUUUGUUCCUCUUUCUAGGAUUAUAUACCUAUUCGUUUUGUUUUUUUUUUUUUUUUUUUUUUUUUGAAACAUAUUCACAUAUACCUAUUCGUUGAUAAGAAGGACGCAUGGCUUCCUAAUCAUAAGGGGCACCAUGAUUUGCUUUGCCAUUCAUUUUAGGUCAUGUACUCCGUAAUUUUUUUUUGUAAGAAAUCAAAAUGCCAAAUAAUAAAGAAGAGUAAGGAGUUUCCUAUUUUUA